Messenger RNA from Suillus discolor, 1002 nucleotides. RefSeq lists its product as uncharacterized. Bases 1 to 1002 code for a protein of 333 amino acids. Lineage: Eukaryota; Fungi; Basidiomycota; Agaricomycetes; Boletales; Suillaceae. The record is from RefSeq and is a predicted model, not a curated record. The transcript has 14 exons.
AUGAAUGCUUCGAGUAUUGCUGCAGAGUUCCAGCAGCUUGAACAAUAUGAGGUGUAUGAUACCAUUGUUCGUCGACUUGGAGUCUCCGCUGCUGUGCUGUACAUUUGGGACUUUGUUCUGACAUUCCAUGACGAAGUCAAUAUUCUAUGGGGAACGAAGUGGACAACAUCUAGGAUUUUGUUCUUCAUUAAUCGAUAUUUUGGACUUGCUGUGAUCAUUGCCUCGACCUUCUUCGACGUCCAUACAAAUCCUGUUAAUGCCAUCCAUCAAUCUUAUUCACAACUACUAGAUGUAGAUGUUUCCCUGCUAGCAUAUUUGUUCGCCAGUAACCCUUAUUUGUUACUAGGUCAUGCAUUCACAAACUUCGACAUCAUUGGACUUUUUCUUGUUUUGAACAUCGAGAUUAUCCUUCUUCGAAGGCUGUUUGCUCUCUAUGACUACAAACGAGUGAUUGUGAUUCCCAUGGUGGUAUUAUUUAUCAUAUAUGUAUGCAGUACAGUGGGAAUAGCUAUUGCAAUGAGUGUAUACUCUCAAGCAAAUGAGUUUGUGCUCUUUGGUGUAUGCGAAGAAACAAUUCCAAGCUGGUUCAUUCCAUUCUGGACUCCAAUCAUGGCCUUCGACUUCGUGAUCAUGGUACUUGCUGGCUUCAAAUCUAUGCAACAUUACAUCCAUGUUCCCAAUAAAAAUUGGUCUGGUGCUCGGUUAAUGAAGACUUUGGCACGAGACUCUUUUGUUUACUUUGCAUGCAACUUCUUUAAUUACUUGGCCAUCACAUUUGUGUUUCAUCUCGCACCACCUGAGUUCUUCCAACUAGGAGCAAGUUGGACAAUUGUGAUACCUCCAAUAGCUGCCAACCACCUGCUCAUAAAUAUGGAACAAUCUCGUUUCAGAGACACCAACUCCACUACAGGCUCAAGGACCAAUGUGGAAUCCGAGUCCUCAAAGGACAUAGAGCUGACACAACGACAUGUUCAGAAUACUGCACUGCUCACUGUUGUAUGA